Messenger RNA from Punica granatum (pomegranate), 2464 nucleotides. Lineage: Eukaryota; Viridiplantae; Streptophyta; Magnoliopsida; Myrtales; Lythraceae. The record is from RefSeq and is a predicted model, not a curated record.
CUUCCCGUUUCCUUUCCCGUCUCCGAACGUCGGAAACGUUUCCUAUUCAAAUUUCCGAACAGGAGAGCUCGAAAGACGAGGCUCUCUCAGCUCACCAAAGCUUCAGCAAUAACGAUAGUUCUUCCUCCUUCUCAUGGAACCCCUUUCCCGGGAAAGCUCCUCCGACGAAUCUCCCACCCAACGCCGCCUCCAUGCGAUCCGCUCUCACCUCCUUCCCGCCGCCGCUCCCUCCGAUGAAGAUGACCUCCGGUCCGCCGUCCAAGCUAAUGCCACUUCCGGGGAGCUCGUCCGCGGGGAUCAUUACAGUGUAGUUCUUCCCGAAGAGCUCCAAAAGGGGAAAUGGAAUGUUUAUAGAUCCGCACGCUCCCCUAUGAGACUCAUCAGCAGAUUUCCUGAUCACCCUGAUAUUGGAACAUUGCAUGAUAAUUUCGUACAUGCUGUUGAAAAUUUUUGUGAUUACAAGUACCUGGGAACCCGAAUUCGCGUGGAUGGGACAGUUGGAGAGUAUAAAUGGAUGACAUAUGGAGAAGCUGGCACUGCUCGGGAAGCUAUAGGUUCUGGCCUUGCCUAUUAUGGGUUAUCACAUGGAAUGUGUGUUGGACUCUAUUUUAUUAAUAGGCCAGAGUGGGUAAUUGUAGAUCAUGCGUGCUCAGCAUAUUCAUAUGUUUCUGUUCCUUUGUAUGACACUCUAGGGCCCGAUGCUGUAAAGUAUGUUGUGAACCAUGCCUCCAUACAGGCCAUCUUUUGUGCUCCCCAAACUCUGAAUGCUUUGCUGAGCUUCAUAUCUGAGAUUCCAUCUUUACAACUAAUAGUGGUAGUAGGAGGAAGUGAUGAAAACUUGCCCUCUCUUCCAUCAACGUUACAAGUUAAGCUUGUAUCGUACCUGAAGUUGUUAAGUGAGGGACGCAGACAUCUGCAGCCCUACAACCCCCCAAGACCAGAAGGUGUUGCUACUAUAUGCUACACAAGUGGAACCACGGGAACCCCGAAGGGAGUGGUUCUUACCCAUGGAAACUUAAUUGCAAGUGUCGCUGGAUUUUGUCAGAUCUCGAAACUCUAUCCAUCAGAUAUAUAUAUAUCAUAUCUCCCUUUGGCUCACAUUUAUGAACGAACCAACCAGAUUAUGGCAGUCUACCGUGGCGUUGCAAUAGGCUUCUACCAAGGGGACAACAUGAAACUGAUGGACGAUUUGGCUGCUCUGAGACCUACAGUAUUCUGCAGUGUUCCUCGGUUAUAUAAUCGAAUAUAUGCAGGAAUAACAAAUGCCGUUAAGUCUACUGGAGUAAUGAGGCAGAGGUUGUUUCAAGCUGCUUACAACUCAAAGAAGCAUGCUAUUAUGACGGGACGGAAGCCAUCACCAAUUUGGGACAGGCUGGUAUUCUCUAAAAUAAAAGAUAAGCUUGGUGGGAGAGUACGUGUUAUGGGAUCUGGAGCUUCACCUUUGUCCCCUGAUGUCAUGGACUUUUUAAGGGUGUGCUUUGGCUGUCAAGUGCUUGAAGGCUAUGGCAUGACUGAGACAUCUUGUGUCAUAAGUUGCAUGGAGGAGAGUGACAACUUAUCUGGUCAUGUUGGAUCUCCUAAUCCUGCCUGUGAAAUAAAACUUGUGGAUGUUCCUGAGAUGAACUAUUUCUCGGAUGAUCAACCCUAUCCUCGUGGUGAAAUAUGCGUACGAGGUCCCAUUGUUUUCCAAGGCUACUAUAAAGAUGAAGUCCAAACGAGGGAAGUGAUAGAUGAGAGUUCUUGGCUGCAUACGGGAGACAUUGGCUUGUGGUUACCGGGGGGACGUCUUAAAAUAAUUGAUAGGAAAAAGAACAUUUUUAAGCUGGCACAGGGUGAAUAUAUAGCUCCGGAGAAGAUUGAGAACGUCUAUGCGAAAUGCAAGUUCAUUUCACAGUGCUUCGUAUAUGGGGACAGCUUGAACUCCUGUUUGGUGGCCAUAGUUGCUGUGGACCCUGAUGUUCUGAAAGAAUGGGCUGCCUAUGAAGGCGUCCAGUACGAGGAUUUAGGACAAUUAUGCAGCGAUCCACGAGCAAGGGGUGCAGUUCUGGCUGAUAUGGAUGCUGUUGGCAGCGAAGCUGAGUUGAGGGGCUUUGAAUUUGCCAAAGCUGUAACUCUUGUGCCCGAGCCAUUCGCUGUGGAGAAUGGACUUCUCACUCCAACAUUUAAGAUCAAGAGGCCUCAAGCGAAAGCUUACUUUGCUAAGGCAAUAUCAGACAUGUAUGCCGAGCUUUCUGCAUCAGACCCAUCACUUAGAAAAACCUCGUGACCCGUUCACGUGUUUCACUCAUGAGAAAUGGGGGUAAUACAAGCUCUGUUGGCUCAUAGUUGAUUAUUGCAGAUUCCAAUCGUUUGCAUUGCUUAUGCCUAUGAGAGAAGGCAGUUGGCUUGGUAGAUUUGUAUGAUCAGUUCUAACACUCGAUUUUUUGUUCCCUUGAAAUCAAAAUUCAUUCUUGAGACAAGUGCA